This is a messenger RNA of Tarenaya hassleriana, 2482 nucleotides long. Its product is annotated as filament-like plant protein 2. The record is from RefSeq and is a predicted model, not a curated record. Bases 411 to 2300 code for a protein of 629 amino acids. Lineage: Eukaryota; Viridiplantae; Streptophyta; Magnoliopsida; Brassicales; Cleomaceae. The transcript is spliced from 5 exons.
CUCCACAUGCAGAGGAUCACAUGCUCUCUCUCUCUCUCUAGAGAGAGAAUGAAAGUUUGGAACUUGAAAAAAGCAGCUAAAAACAAGAAAUAGAAAAAUCUCUUGCUUUGUCUCUGCUAAUUAUCUUAGUAGCAAUUUCAGACAACAGAAGAAAGACUCUCUCUCUCUCCCUCUCUCUGGGUUUUUCUUGAAAGUUUCUGUCUUUUGGAGCAUUUCCCGAUCUCAUGUUCUUCGGACAGUCUCCGAACAUCGGACAAAGAUCCUGUCUUGUGAUGUAAUGAUUAAAGCUCCUGGAAUCCUGGAACUGGCAAUGGAGAAGUAGAAGUUGCCAUAGAAUGGAAUAGAAUCUUCCUCUGAGAGAAGCUGUAGGGGAAAGUGAAACAUCUGAUUCGGUUUCUCCACUAUCAGAGAUGGAUUCUGAUGGUCAACCUGAAAGUAUCAAGGAAUCUCCUGAUGACAAUAUACAAUCACUUGAGGUUUCGCCGAAAGUAGAAACAGAGAAUGAAGAUGUGAACGAUAGUGAUAUUAAGACACUGACCGAGAAACUUUCAGCAGCUCUCAUGAACGUUAGUGCAAAAGAUGAACUGGUGGAGCAACACGCUAAGGUUGCAGAAGAAGCUGUUGCUGGGUGGGAGAAAGCUGAAAACGAAGUGGCUGAGCUGAAGAAAAAGCUCGAGUCUGCUGCUAAUAAGAACUCCGCAUUAGAAGAUAGGGUAAACCAUCUGGAUGGAGCUCUCAAGGAGUGUGUAAGGCAGCUAAGGCAAGCAAGAGAUGAACAAGAAGAGACAAUCCAAGAAGCUGUGACCAAGAGGACACGGGAGUUUGAAUCUCUUAAAACCCGUCUUGAGAGUCGGAUUGUUGAGCUCGAAAACGAAGCAGAAGCUGCGAAAUCUGAGGAUCUAAGCCAAACAAUUGAAUCUUUAGCGAGGGAGAACUUGAUUCUGAAACACGAGCUCCUUGGAAGAACCGAGGAACUGGAGAUCAGAACAAUUGAGAGAGAUUUGAGCACUCAAGCAGCAGAAUCUGCAAGCAAACAGCAUUUAGAUAGCAUAAAGAAGGUGGCAAAGCUUGAAGCUGAAUGCCGAAAGCUUCGGGUAUUGUCUAAAUCAUCAGAUGGUCAAUCAGAUGGUGGAGAAAGAAUCGACAUGAGUUGCUCCGACUCAUGGGCAUCAGCAUUGAUCGCUGAGUUGGAUCAAUUCAAGAAUGAAAAACCCGUCAAUCGAUCCCUUCAGCCCACUUCUUCUGUUGAAAUAGAUCUCAUGGAAGAUUUCCUUGAAAUGGAAAGGCUUGCAUCUUUGCCUGAGAUACAGGAUGAAACCCGUAAGGAUAUACCUGAAUCGGUAACAGAAGAAAUAGAAGUAUUGACUCAUCGAACUAAGGAAGUGGAAGAAAAACUAGAGAAAUUGCAAGCAGAAAAAGCUGAGCUCGAAAGUGAAGUUACACGCUCUAAAGAAGUGGAGAACACGUUACGAUCAAAGCUCGAAGCUGUGGUUUGUGAAAAAAUGGAGUUGGAAGAUAAGUUGGAGAAGAUGGAAGCCGAGAAAGCUGAAAUGCAGAUAUCGUGGGAUAUAACGAAAGAUAAAUACGAAGAAUCUCAAGUUCUUCUUCGAGAAGCUCAAGCGUUUCUUCAAGAAGCUGAGAUGGAUUUAGAGAAGAUACAAAAGGAGCUGAGUUUGGCUAAUGAAUCAAAAUCAAAAGCUGAAUCUCAGCUCAUCAGCCUGGAAGCAGAAUCACGGAAAACCUAUGAAAAGAUCGAAUCUUUGGAAGAAGACGUGAGAAAAGAGAAGGCGUUAUCGGAAGAUCAAUUGAUUUCAUGUAGAUUCCUGGUCCUUUUUUUUUUUUCUGGGAUCUUCGAAAGGACCCUUUAUUCACCGAGCUUUUAUAUAGUGCAGGAAGACAUAACUGCAGCUGCAGGGAAACUGGCCGAGUGCCAGAAAACGAUUUCAUCGUUGGGGAAACAACUUCAGUCUCUUGCAACACUUGAAGAUUUCUUCAUCGAUACAGCGAGCAUACCUACUUGUUCUCCUGCAGUUUCCGACAAUCGUGCAAACGGUUCAGAGAGCUGGACAGUACACAAGAACGAGGCAUUUUCCAGGAGAAAUCCUACCGAGUCAGAUCUUACCGAGUCAGUGGAACCCGCUAAGGAGAGGUCUACCAGUCUGAGGACCAGCAGUUCUUCAUCUUCUCCAUCAGCUUCAAUGGCUGUUGUGCCAUCGAACCAAGGGAGUUCUGAGAAGAAUCGGAAUGGGUUUGCUAAGUUUUUCACUCGAAGUAAGAAUGGGAUUCAUCUGGAGAUAUGACAUAACCCAACUGAUACUUCAGCGAGUUUUCAAGAUUUCUAGGUUCUUGAGUAGUAGUAAUUGGAAAACAACUGUCCUGCAAAUAUUUUUUACGAUAGGGUUGCUUUGGAUAUUCUCUUUUAGGUUCAGCUUGCUUGUUUGACACUCCCAUAAUCCAGUUCUUGAGCAGCUUUACACUCUUA